CCUUAUCCCCAUACCAAUGGGUUGGCUACACCACACCGUGAGGGAUACUCAUUGCAACCACAUUAUGAUCAGUUGGAGGGGGAUGGAUAUGUGUAUGGUGAAGAAGAAAUUUUCGUACCUGGACAUGAAGGACAGAGUGCACCGAACCCGACAUUCGUUCAUCAACAGCUAUUCGUUCAGCAGCAGUCACUCCUUCAAUACCCGCUGUUCGUUCAAGAGGAACCGCCCAUUCAGGGCUUUUAUGACCCGCAACUUGCCAACACCACACUAAACACAGCCAUACCACCAGAGACAAUGAUGGUCCCCGCGGCACCUAUGAACGGUACCUACCCAUCACUUGCCCAAUACCCACCAACUCAAUUCCCAUCAUCGCCCACUUCACUUCUCUUACAUCCUUCGCCAGUCUCAUCACCCAUCGACUUCACACCCUCACCAAAUCCAACCACACCCACCAACUACAGCCCUUCACCAUCAGCAUCUUCCUCUGCCCCUACACCUUCGCCAUCCGCAUCUUCCUCCUCCUCCUCUUCCAGCAGAAGAUAUCCCGCCAAAAAGCCCUGCCAAGCCCCUUUCGACAAUCCCGCUCGCAAGUGUCGGUACAAAGGUCACUCCAAAGAGCUGAAAAAGCACUACAUCACCACCCACCCCGAGUACGCGAAAAGCAUCGGACUGUCGCUGGAACCGAUCGUGUGCCCCGCAUGCGGGACGUCGCUCAGGGCGGGGAGGCCCGACUUUUUGGCAAGGCAUCAGAGCGUUCAGAAGGGGAAAAAGACGUCGGCUUGUGAGAACAACCUCGCAAAGAUUAAAAAGGGAAGGGUAUAAGAAGGCAAGCGCAAGGUUGGAGGCUA
Molecule: messenger RNA, 848 nt
Organism: Neurospora tetraspora
Lineage: Eukaryota; Fungi; Ascomycota; Sordariomycetes; Sordariales; Sordariaceae
Exons: 1
Source: RefSeq, a predicted model, not a curated record